AGACAGAGAGAGAUUUAACAGCACCACAUCUUUUUAAUGUCUCUGUGUGCAGACGUAGAAGGCCAUGACUUAACACAUGCUCUCACCCAUUUGAUUUUUAUCGAUCGAGCUUAUCCUUUCACUUGAACCUUUGCAUUACAAUAAGCCUUCCUGAUUGAGUAUCGUGUGUGUGUGUGUGUGUGUGUGGUGUGUGUGUGUGUGUAGGUUCUGGAUAAGCGACCAGAGUCUGUGGCGGUUCUAACUGAAGGAACGCGAGUGUGUGCAUAUUGGAGUGAACGCUCUCGCUGUCUGUAUCCAGGAUACGUCCACAGAGGAGGUCCUGGUGAGGAGGAGAAGGAAGGGAGUGUGAUGGUGGAGUUUGAUGAUGGAGACAGAGGCUGGAUCUCUCUUCAGAACGUCCGUGUCCUGCCUCCUGGAUAUCAGGUCCACUGUGCGGAGCCUUCUCCUGCCCUAUUGGUGUCUCCAGGGCGACAGUGUCGCCGGAGCAACACCCAGGAGCGGUCAAGUGCGCAGGCGGAGAGCACGUCAGACAGGCAGACCUGCAGGGACGCCAACAAGACCAUUGCAAAGGCCAGGCCAGGGAGACCAAAGUUGGUCCAUUCCGGAAUGAAAGCGUGCACUUCCGAGAGUGUGACGGGCAGCACCGCGCCUCUCCUCGGAUGGCCGGCCAUGGCCAUGUCCCGGAAGAGACCGCUGGACCUUUUCCACUUCAACGGCCUGCCCAAGAAGGCGCUGCGUGGUGGCCGGGAGUCUGACCUGUUCCCCCUGACGUCCGCGCCGAUGUCCAUGCCGACCAAGAGCAUCUUCAACUCCUCCUUCGAGGUGGACUCUUUCAGCAGCAUCGCCAAUGGUUACUCGUCGUUCGGGAGUCAGCAUCAGCACCACAGUCAAAACCACCACCACCACCACCACCACCACCAGCAUCCGCACCACCCACACCCACAUCAUCCCAAUCCCCAUCCUCAGCAGCAGCAGCAGCAACAGCAAGGGUCCAUUUUGCCCCUGGGUCAUCUCAAGAGCAGCCCCUACAGCCGGGGCCGCAAACCGGGCGACAGGAAGGAGUUCCUGGUCAAGCUGGACCACGAGGGGGUGACGUCCCCCAAGACCAAGAACGGCAAGGCGCUGCAGCUUCUCGGGGGACACGAGUCGGCCGGCUCCCGGCUGGAGAGAGGCUUCGGGGGCAAAGGCCUAAGCGACGUCCACCACCACGUGGGGUACGCCCACCCGGCGCUGCUGGCCAAGAACAGCAAGAAGGGCAGUAGUGGAGGCGGUGGAGGAGGUGGUGCUGGUGGUAGCCGGACAGAGCUGUUGAUGAUGAAAGGCGCGUCCCAUACCAGGAAGCCCCACAUGGGGCUGGGUGAGUUUGCCGAGUACGGUGGGGCCGGCAGCGCUGCCCACAACUGCCACAGCGACUGCUCCUACUCGGACCUGGACGAGGAGGACGAGGAGGCGGCGGAGGUGGUGCGGAGGAGGGCGGCGGCGCUGGCGGCAGCCCGCGGGGAGCUGCGUUCGGCCGGACGCUUCCUCUCGCGCCUCUCCGUCUCCUCCUCGUCCUCGGGCUCCUCGUCGUCGUCCAGCUCGGGAUCGCUGUCCAGCUCCAGCCUCUGCUCCUCGGACAACGACUCGUCCUACAGCUCCGAUGAGGAGGAAGCGUCCAGGCUGAUGCUCCAGGGUUGCCUGUCAUCCCGGCACCCUCUGCUCCAACAACAACAGCAACAACAACAACAACAGCAACAGCAGCCACAACAGCCGCAGCAGCCUCUAGACCAGGCCUCUGCUCCGGCUAGACACGGCGGCUUCAGCUCCAAGGCCAUGGCAACAUCGGGGUCCAAGCCUUCAGCCAACAACGGUGCGGCAAAGCCACCCCGAAGGAAAGAGACCCCCAGCACUCCCACCAUCUCACCGUCUCCUGCCAAAGCCACCAAAGAGCCGCCCAAGCGCCAGAAAGUGGCGUCCUCAUCGCCGGACAACUCCCCAGUCACCUCCCCUUUCAUGCCCGGCAGACAGCUGUGGAAGUGGUCCGGAAACCCGACUCAGAGGAGAGGUAUGAAAGGAAAGGCCCGGAAGCUUUUCUACAAGGCCAUUGUGCGAGGCAAAGACAUGAUCCGCGUCAGCGACUGCGCCGUGUUCCUCUCACCUGGGCGGCCUCACCUGCCGUACGUGGGCCGCAUCGAGAGCAUGUGGGAGUCGUGGGCUGGGAACAUGGUGGUGAAGGUGAAGUGGUUCUACCACCCCGAGGAGACCAAGCUGGGCAAGAGGCACCGCGACGGCAAGCAUGCCUUGUACCAGUCGUGCCACGAAGACGAAAACGACGUCCAGACCAUCUCCCACAAGUGCCAGGUGGUCAGCCGCGAUGAAUAUGAACGUCUCAGCCGCUCCAGGAAGCCCAAUAGCCACAGCCAGGACCUGUACUACCUGGCUGGGACCUAUGACCCCACCACGGGCCAACUAGUGACCGCCGACGGUGUGUCAAUCAUCUGCUAGAGGUCACAGAAGGAGACCCCUUUGGGAAUUACUACUGAAAGAGUGACGGAUACCACCCACCCACCUCCCCC
This is a messenger RNA of Alosa sapidissima (American shad), 2555 nucleotides long. RefSeq names its product BAH and coiled-coil domain-containing protein 1-like. NCBI's taxonomy places the organism in Eukaryota, Metazoa, Chordata, Actinopteri, Clupeiformes, Clupeidae. The transcript has 7 exons. Gene Ontology annotation, molecular function: chromatin binding. Bases 349 to 2484 code for a protein of 711 amino acids. The record is from RefSeq and is a predicted model, not a curated record.